This is a messenger RNA of Aspergillus pseudotamarii, 1599 nucleotides long. Its product is annotated as GTR/RAG family Ras-related GTP-binding protein. The record is from RefSeq and is a predicted model, not a curated record. Bases 81 to 1079 code for a protein of 332 amino acids. Gene Ontology annotation, molecular function: GTPase activity; GTP binding. Gene Ontology annotation, biological process: positive regulation of TOR signaling; cellular response to amino acid stimulus; cellular response to starvation. The transcript has 4 exons. Lineage: Eukaryota; Fungi; Ascomycota; Eurotiomycetes; Eurotiales; Aspergillaceae. Gene Ontology annotation, cellular component: fungal-type vacuole membrane; Gtr1-Gtr2 GTPase complex; nucleus.
CGGCAGGACAUACCGCGCAGGCGAAGCCGGGGCAGGUUUCCACCGGCAAGCCUCAAGAUGCCAAACCCCGUCUGUUAUUGAUGGGCCUCCGCCGGAGCGGGAAAUCCUCGAUUGCUAGUGUCGUUUUCCACAAGAUGCCUCCUAACGAAACGCUCUUUCUGGAGUCAACGACUCGCAUCCAAAAGGAUUCCAUCCACUCGUUCAUGGACUUCCAGGUUUGGGAUUUUCCUGGUCAGCUUGAGUAUCUGGAGCCAUCUUUCGAUCUCGAAGACAUUUUCGGAAGCCUUGGUGCGCUCGUCUGGGUCAUUGAUGCGCAGGAUGAUUACCUGGACUCGGUCGCGCGCCUGAACCGCACCAUCCUGACUGUCCAGCAGUAUUACCCUAACAUCAACAUCGAAGUCUUCAUUCACAAGGUUGAUGGACUCUCGGAAGAGUACCGCACCGAUACAUUCCAGGAUAUUGUACAGCUCAUUUCGGAUGAACUUAGCGAUGCUGGGUAUGAGAAUGCCCCUGUCCACUACUACCUCACGUCUAUCUAUGAUUACUCUGUCUUUGAGGCAUUCAGUAAGGUUAUCCAGAAGUUGAUUCCAAACCUAUCGACUCUGGAGAACCUAAUCAACACCCUCGGCAACAAUUGUGGAUUUGAGAAGACCUAUUUGUUUGACGUUCUCAGCAAAAUCUACAUUGCUUCAGAUACUCGCCCAGUGGAUAUGUCCUGCUAUGAGAUGUGCUCGGACUAUAUCGAUGUGAUUGUGGACGUCUCAGAACUCUACUCAUGGGAUCAUCCGGACCGCAAGCCAAAAGGCGAGCAAAAUCAAGAGGCAGAGAGCCAUGUGGUUCUGCACGACGAGACCAUGAUCCAUUUGAUGGAAAUGAACAAAUAUCUUUGUCUCGUGUCCGUUAUACGCAAUCCUGAGGCGAAGGAGAAGAAGGGGUUGAUUGAUAUGAAUUGCCGUACUUUCCAGGAGGCCCUCAAUGAUGUCUUUUCUCGCAGCUGGGAACAGGAUCAGGAAGGGUCCGAACAGGGCCAGGCACAGGGGCAGGUGACAGAGCAUGGCGAGCCAGGUUCGAAUAACUGAUAUCAAAAGUGUUACUUCUAUGGCGUUGGAACAUCUACGGAAUACUAGUAGUCCACUAUUUGCCCAGUUUAGCACUUUGAGAAGCGUGUCUUACGCACAAUACCAUUUCCUGUGCCUUGUCUGACUUGUAAUACUGGGAGACACUUUACUGUGCGAGUAAUUGCCUCGUGAAUAAAAGCCCUCACUAGAUAAAACACCUAUUAUGCGUCCGUUGUACUGCAAGAGAUAGAUUAGUUUUCGCCUCCCCUUUACUGGUGGUGGUCACCCUUAACGGACGCAAACUAGCAAGGUAGUUAAGGCACCAAGGUAUCAAGAAGCGGGCCCACGCUUGGCACUAGCGCGAAUUUUUUCUUUUUUCUUGAAGGAUAAAACGAGCUCCUCUCCAUUUCUUUUUUUUAUCUUUCUCUCUUUCUUCAACUCAACCAUACACUCAUGAGUUGGCCACAAGGUCACUCACUCAAGCAUGAUGAAGCUUGAAUGCAACAUACUAACAUAAAACCUCAGCAAACAACCUCGGAUU